AAGGAAUACCUCGGUCUUACUCAGAAGCGUUUAAUUAAGCCAGUCGCUCUCUGAAAGGGGCCUAUCCCAUCGUGCUGCCCCUUAUAACUAUCUCAAACGUAACUAUUAAUGAACUACCCUGAAACUAAUAAUGAUUGACCAGUGGCCAACGUAAUUUAUCAUAACAAGGCCUGGGUGCGGUUUACGCGUCGUCCAGCCGCGCCUUUUCCUGUCACAGUGGAACUGCUGUGCGUAAGGACGGCGGGUCAGCUGACAACUAUCAGAGGACCAAGAGGAAGGAGCGGAAUUAGCGGGUGUGUGAACUGGGAACCCACUGGAUCCUCACAUAGGCUAGAUUCAAGGCAAACGGGGAGGAAAAAACUGGUGGCGUUCGUGAGAGGACUAGGGCAGGGUUUGCUUUCACCAUGGCUGGUUGGGACUGAGAAGCAGCCACGAUGAUUGGAGGAUUGUUCAUCUACAACCACAAAGGGGAGGUCCUCAUCUCCCGGGUCUACCGAGAUGACAUUGGGCGUAAUGCGGUGGAUGCGUUCCGGGUGAACGUGAUUCACGCCCGGCAGCAGGUUCGAUCCCCGGUGACCAACAUCGCCCGCACCAGCUUCUUUCAUGUGAAACGCUCCAACAUCUGGUUGGCAGCCGUCACCAAACAGAAUGUCAACGCCGCCAUGGUGUUUGAGUUUCUGUACAAGAUGUGUGACGUAAUGACAGCCUACUUUGGCAAGAUCAGCGAGGAGAACAUCAAGAACAACUUUGUGCUCAUCUACGAGCUGCUGGAUGAGAUCCUGGACUUUGGAUACCCCCAGAACUCAGAGACCGGAGCUCUGAAGACCUUCAUCACUCAGCAGGGCAUUAAGGGACAGCACCAGACAAAAGAGGAGCAGUCUCAGAUCACCAGCCAGGUGACGGGGCAGAUCGGCUGGCGUCGCGAGGGCAUCAAAUAUCGCCGCAAUGAGCUUUUCCUGGACGUACUGGAGAGCGUCAAUCUGCUCAUGUCACCUCAAGGCCAGGUCCUGAGCGCCCACGUGUCGGGGCGAGUCGUGAUGAAGAGCUACCUGAGUGGAAUGCCCGAGUGCAAAUUCGGCAUGAACGACAAGAUUGUCAUCGACAAGCAGGGCAAGGGAGGAGCGUCCGAUGAUGCAGGGAAGAGUGAUUUAGGGGGAGGAAGUGGGAAGCAGUCCAUAGCCAUCGAUGACUGCACUUUCCAUCAGUGUGUGCGCCUCAGCAAGUUUGACUCAGAGCGUAGCAUCAGCUUCAUUCCCCCAGACGGAGAGUAUGAGCUCAUGAGGUAUCGCACCACUAAAGACAUCAUCUUGCCGUUCCGAGUUAUUCCUCUUGUCAGGGAGGUUGGCCGCACUAAACUGGAGGUUAAGGUGGUCAUCAAGUCCAACUUUAAACCCUCGCUGCUGGCCCAAAAGAUCGAGGUGCGUAUCCCAACGCCACUCAACACCAGCGGCGUGCAGGUGAUUUGUAUGAAGGGAAAAGCCAAGUACAAGGCCAGUGAGAACGCCAUUGUCUGGAAGAUCAAACGCAUGGCUGGGAUGAAGGAGUCUCAGAUCAGCGCUGAGAUCGAGCUACUGCCGACCAACGAUAAGAAGAAAUGGGCCAGGCCUCCCAUCUCCAUGAACUUUGAGGUUCCUUUUGCUCCCUCCGGUCUCAAGGUGCGCUACUUGAAGGUGUUUGAGUCCAAGCUCAACUACAGUGACCACGAUGUCAUCAAAUGGGUGCGGUACAUUGGCCGCUCUGGCAUCUACGAAACUCGCUGCUAAAGUUCAAAGCGGUCGGGCAGCGAACAGACCACUCCCCCCGCCCCCCCAUCUAUCUUGUUAAGAUUUUUUUCUUCUUUCCCUUCCUACUUUGUGUCUUUCCUCCCCUCAAUCCUUAUAGCUUCUCUCAUACACACCCUACCCGCUUACCCUUUCCUAACUAGGUGUUGGAGAUUGAAUUUACAUUGUGGAAAAACAAAAGUAAAUAUGAUAUAAUGCACAGAUAUAUGCAAAAUGUGAACCAUUGUAUCGUAUAUAUCUUGUAGUGAUGAGUAAAUCUGUAAACCAACUGGUGUCUGUAAGAAAAAGACAGUGAUGCAGGUGGAAACCGGGGGAGAGAACGGGAGGCACAUUUGGUGUCUUUUUAAAUGGCGCCCUGUUGUGUUUAUUGUAUUAUUGUUCCACUUUCUUCUUUCCAGUUACUUUAGAAGCCCCACAAGUUCCUCGAAUUUAUCACUGUUAAGAUGGUUUGUAGCUGUUGUGCUUUAAAGUAGAUCCUAGUGUAGUUCCUGUGUAUGAACCUCUGUCUCAGUAGAGCCUGCCAUUCAAAUUGACAUGUCUGGUUAUGUAUUGUGUACUUGAUAAAUACAUGAUCUGUAUUUUUUGGGAAUGGUCAUUUGGAUCAUAAGCCUUGUAUCAAUGCCCCUUACAGGCAGUUAGGAAAGAGAAGGAAGUGAGCUGUUUCUGUACAAUCUGAGAGUGAAUUGUUUCUUUCCCUUGUUUUCCCCCCACACUGUUAGUUUUACCAGCAUUCAGUGAGUAGUAUCAAAGAUAAAACAUAGGUGAAACAUUCCCGACAGUUUUGACGUUUGACCAUCCCGAAAAGAUGGUGCGUGACUCAAAUUUCCUGUUUAUUAAGCACUAAGAUCAACUUUGUCACGCUGGUUGGAUUCAAAGAUGCUCUGGGGAAAUCUGGCACUGCUUGGGAGUGUGUUUGCAGUGUGGUGAGGUCUCCCCCUGGUGUUUGCCUCAUCACUGUCUGUUUCUUCAUGUUUGUAGCCCUGGUGACCGUUCUGUCCAAUAAAAUCUGACUAUGUAACCAA
Molecule: messenger RNA, 2803 nt
Organism: Scatophagus argus
Lineage: Eukaryota; Metazoa; Chordata; Actinopteri; Scatophagidae
Product: AP-2 complex subunit mu-A
Exons: 13
Coding region: 435-1763 (442 amino acids)
Biological process (GO): clathrin-dependent endocytosis; intracellular protein transport
Cellular component (GO): AP-2 adaptor complex; cytoplasmic vesicle
Molecular function (GO): clathrin-cargo adaptor activity
Source: RefSeq, a predicted model, not a curated record